GAGGUUGUCUCUAAGAACUUCUGCAAAGUGUUAUUAAAAAAGGAACAGGUCAGAAAGAUUUUUCCACUUUGCAGGAGGCAAUGAAUAUCUGCACACAGACAGAGGCAUUAGUAAUCUGACAAUGAUAAAGAACGCAUGAUGCAUUCUACAUGUAUUAACCUGCAGUAAUCCAAAUAUAAGAGAGCAAAAUAUUCUGCCAUCAGAAUGUUGGCUGAAGCUUUUAUCAGUACAGUUAUGUAUCAUGAAGAAAUUUUGAAAAGAAACUUACAUAAAGAGUUUAAAGGACAGGAAUAUAAUGGGCCCCUGGCUGGUCGCUUUGAAAAUUCAUAUGGGAGUCUAUCAGAAAAAAGAACUCAGAAGAAGUUUAAGGCAAGUGGAGAGGCGAUGGAUUUUGUGCAAGAUAAUCACAAUUUCAGGUCUGCUGAAAAGCUUUCCCCACAGUUAUUUGGUGAUCCUACAGGUGAUGCUUCACCAGCAAUGAGUAUUCCCGGGUCAGAUGAUAAAAAUUCAAAGCAACUGGACUUAUAUACAUCAUGGUCAAGCAUGUAUGGAAGCAUUUAUAAGAACUACCCUGAUCUGCACAUUGGAGGAGACCAUUUCCUCAACAAAAUGGAUUCAGGUUGUAUCUUGGACCUUGACACUGAAUUUCCAGAUGGCCCUGUUUUACUUUCUGAAGAUAUCACCUCCGGUUCUGCAAAAUCCCUUGAGAUUUUGAAGAAAAAAUCUAUAAUAAGAACAGUGCACAAUGAAGAAAAUAAAGAAAAGAGUAUAAUUUUCCAGGGCGCACCAUUUUCUAACUCGCUCCUCAAUGGCUACAUGGAGAGCAAGAUACAGGAGCUCUACAAACAGUUUCUUGAAGAAAACACAAUGACAGAGGGUCCUCUAUAUACUUUAAUGUUUUCUGGAUUUUUAAUGAACAAUGUCAAUCAAAUCAGUGAGCAGAUUUCACGGGAACAAAAACUGGACCAUACUAUGGCAAGAGAAGCUCUGCUGCAGUGUUUGAGAAGUUCUUCUAGUAAGAUCAGUUCAGAGUUUGCCACUCCUGUUCUACAUAUCUCUACUUUAGAUGGAAAAAAGAACGCUGAUACAUUGUUGAAGACAAAGUCUAAUUACUUUAAAUUUCCAUGAAUACAAUAACAGAAUGAAAAUAAAGCAUAUCCCUAAGUUGGAAAUUAUAUUCAUUAAGCCACCCUGAAGCAUUAAUUCAAGAUGACAAAUGAUUAAUGUUACCUGCUAAUCUGUUAUAAUUUAAGAAGGAGAGUGGAAAUUUGAAUGUAUUUGCCGAAUUACAUAAAAAUUGUACAAUAAAAAGUUUAUAUGUAAUAAAUACUCUAUACAUCAUA
Molecule: messenger RNA, 1343 nt
Organism: Xenopus laevis (African clawed frog)
Lineage: Eukaryota; Metazoa; Chordata; Amphibia; Anura; Pipidae
Product: provisional ortholog of RIKEN cDNA 5430427O19 L homeolog
Exons: 2
Coding region: 205-1128 (307 amino acids)
Biological process (GO): regulation of toll-like receptor signaling pathway
Source: RefSeq, a predicted model, not a curated record